AUGUCCUUUUACGAUACCUCCAUCAGCAACUGGGAAGUUCAAAGAUUUAGUAUACAAAGACUUAAAAUCAUUGAUAUUUCUCCCCAUUCUAGAAUUAACCAUCAACUUUUCCAAAACACAAAACAUUUGUCUCUUGGAAACAUUUUUUCAGCUCCAUUUUAUAAAAUCCUUUUCAAUUCUUGGACACAGAAACAUUGGAAAAACCUUAAAAUAAUAGAGAUCAAGCACCAUUUUUCUUACAAUCCUGUUUCUCCCAAUCAAUGGAACAUUGAAAACUCGUUUUUCUCUUUAACCGAGGCCCAUUUCCCUCCUGUCGAGUCCCUUUCACUCCACUUGUUUAUUCGUCAUGUCGAUAACGUUUUUAGCCAGUUACCAAACAUGCGACGCACAACAGGUUUUACCAUCCCCAAUGUUACAGAAAUGUUUAUUUCCAACACUGAUCUUGAUGAGUUCCAAGAUCUAAUGAGUUCAUUUAACUUCCCAGACUUGCAAUAUACCCACUUAGGCAUGGAAAAGCUGUCUCAUACACGGACGGCACAAAAUAAUUUCUUGAAUAAUGUUAAGUCUUUAGAAAUUAACUUUAGAGCAAUCAAUCAAGUUUUACAAGGUACUUCUCCUAAGGCUUUUACAAACCUACCAAACGUUAUCCGUUUAUCUAUCAAUAUGCCUGAAAUCCAAGUUCCAGAAAAAAAUUCCUAUUAUGAGUACAUGAGAAAACUUUCAGCUUUUUAUUAUAUUAAGCAAGAAAAAAUCUUCAAUCAUGAGUUCCUUGGGGAAGUAGCAAACACAGUUUUUAGCAACAGCGAUGAAGCAGGUAUCAAUAAGUUAAUUGAAAGCAUAAUUAAUCCAUUCCAAGAUUCGUUUAUUGAUUCGUCAAGCAAAUCCUUAAAUCAACUUUGUUUCUUGGAAUCUUUUUUUUAUUUGAUUGGAGAAAACUUGACCCAUGUUGAGCAUAUUUUCAUAAUAUGCCAUUCUUACCGAUUCUUCCCCUCUGUUCAUUUUGAACACUCUAUAAACCGCUUGAAAUUUUUGAAGCAAGUUCUUGUAUACAUGGAAGAUAAUCAGAUAUCGCUGCAGAAUAAUGGAAUUAUUUCAAACGCCAUUUCGUUUUAUCCGUAUCAACAGGAGUCCUUUUUCAACGCCGCAAUAGACGGGGGUGCUAAAACAAGAUAUAUUUCUUUGAUUGAUGUUGGUAGUAAGCAAAAAUAUGUCUUUGACUCAAGCGAUUAUCUUCUAUUGCUGUACCAAAACAAUGACAUUAGUAAAGCUAGUUUCAAUGGUUGGUAUUAA
Magnusiomyces paraingens is the source of this 1290-nucleotide messenger RNA. RefSeq lists its product as uncharacterized. The transcript has a single exon. Lineage: Eukaryota; Fungi; Ascomycota; Dipodascomycetes; Dipodascales; Dipodascaceae. Bases 1 to 1290 code for a protein of 429 amino acids. The record is from RefSeq and is a predicted model, not a curated record.